Debaryomyces tyrocola is the source of this 1914-nucleotide messenger RNA. Lineage: Eukaryota; Fungi; Ascomycota; Pichiomycetes; Serinales; Debaryomycetaceae. The record is from the annotation of a GenBank genome assembly.
AUGGAUAGACAGUCUCUAUUAGAACGGAAGAGACAAAGGCUCCAGGAAUUGAAACAAAGAAGACUAGGUAAUACUAGCCAAGAUGAUAAAUUGGUAAAUGAGCUCAUAGAUCAGUUUCAGAGUUCACCCGUUCAACUUAACAAGCAGGUGAAUGUCGCUAUUCAAGUAGAUCUUGCACCUCAAGAGCAUGAUGUGAACUAUAUAAGUAAUGGUAUCCCUAUACAUGAUAAUGAAUCUGAUACAAAUGAGAAAAAUGUUAUUACGUACGACAAAGCUAUCCAAACAACUGAUGAGCCGUCCGACACUGAAACUGAGCUCAAGACAACAAUAGAUGAUGAAACAAAUGAAAGCUUGGAAACAAUUGAAAAUGAUGGCGUAGUGGAAAUUGAAGAGUCGAAGUUAAAUGCUUCUAUGAAACACACAUUUAAGUUCCUUAAUAAAAUUAUUACUCAAGAAGCUAUUGAUUCAAGUAUACUCAAGAAUUUUUCGGAGAGUGAAGAGUUGAAGAAUGAAUUUGAUAGAUCCUUCGAUAAUGGGGUGUCUAAAAAUGGCCCUUUCCAAUUAAAUCUCGAGAUUACAGUCGUUAAAGGCCGAUUGAUAAAGUAUAUUGAUGUAUCUCCUCAUUUUCCCGAAUUAAUGGUUGCCUCUUACUCACUUGAAAAUUCUAGCAUAAAUCAUCUAAUUUCAAACCAACUGCAUUUUAAUGGUAUUACCCAGUCUCCUGGACUUGCAGUAAUUUAUAACAUAAAAGGUUCAAAGGCAUUCCCAGAAUAUUUUUUACAUUGUACUUCAUCAAUAACCGAAAUAAAAUUCGAUAAAAUGAAUCCACGCAAAGUAAUUGGAGGUUUGUCUGACGGCAAAGUUGUCAUUUGGAAUCUACUGGAUAAUCGAAGAAAUAGUGUUGCCAUUUUACCGCUGUUAAUGACACCUAUUCUAUCAAAUAUUGCUUCAUCAAUAAUAAACAAUGACCAACAAACAGUAAAUUUCAUACAUCAUACUAAUGAAAUUUCGUCUAUUAAUCAGAUACUGGUAAAAAAUAAUGAAUGCAUUAUUUCUACUUCUUUAGAUGGCGUUAUUAACCUUUGGUCUUCCAAUCUAUUAGCGUGGCCGAAAAUUAGUUCUUUGAAACUAAGCAAACCAAGCAGCAAUACCGAAGGCUACGUGAAAUCAAAAGAUGUCUUAUCCAUUCCAAAGGCUUUAAUGUUACAGAAAGAAACUGAUCUAGCAAGAUCUACGAAGAAGGACCUUUCUUCCCAGCCUCCAGCAUAUAAGUUCUUGAACAAACUAUUAGUGGGAGGUGACGAUGGUAAGUUAUUUAGAUUGUCAAACGACGCACGUAAUGGAAACAUCGAACAAUUAUAUGAAGAAGAUAAUAAAGAUGACGAAAAUCCUCUUCACUCUUCGAGUAUCACAUCUAUAAUGGAAUUGCCGAUAGAAGGUCAGGAAACAAUAAUUGCAACAUCCAAUAUCGACUGGACUAUAAAAAUAUGGGUAUCAACUCAAAAAGCUCCCAUUAUCCAAAUACCUGUUACUUAUUUAAUAUUAGAUAUGAAAGCUCGUCCAAAUUACCCUUUACAGUUUUUCACAUUGGGAGUUUUUAAUCAAAGUAUGAAUAAUGAUUUACGCCCUAUAAUAGAUUUUUGGGAUAUGAGUCGCAAAUUGAUGAAUCCUAUCUGUUCCAUUUCACUUGAGUCAAAAAAUGAAGCUAAUUCUGACACCGCAAAUUCCAAGCUAUAUGCAACGACAGCCCGAUUUGAUAUCAAUGGCAGCAAUAUAAUAAUAGGGUUCAACGAUGGUUCAAUCCUGAUCUGGUCUAUUGAUGACAUGAUUUUAAAUGAAGUACUUGAUAGUAGAGCAAAUAGCGAUAUCGACGAUGGACUAAUCGAGUUUCUACAAAGAAAUAAAAGAAUGUAA